Messenger RNA from Solanum tuberosum (potato), 339 nucleotides. RefSeq lists its product as uncharacterized. The record is from RefSeq and is a predicted model, not a curated record. The transcript has a single exon. Lineage: Eukaryota; Viridiplantae; Streptophyta; Magnoliopsida; Solanales; Solanaceae. Bases 1 to 339 code for a protein of 112 amino acids.
AUGUACAAGAAUGCAGCAAGGCCUAAGGCUAUAUUCACUACUUGGCUGCUCAUGUGGGGAAGACUGUUAACAACUGAUAGAUUGCUUAAAUGGAGAAUGCAGAUUGAUUCAAAAUGUCCACUCUGUUGUAAGCAUGAGGAAAUCAAAGAACAUUUAUUUGUGCAUUGCGACUAUGCUAAGCAGAUAUGGAUCAAGAUGGAAAGCUGGACAACAGUACAACACUGUACAAUUUCUACUUGGGACCAACAUUUGGAUUGGAUGAUAGCAAAUUCUAAGGGGCACUCCCAAGGAGCUCAGAUUUUCAAAAUGGUGUAUUCCGAGACUAUCUACGCCAUUUGA